UUUCUCCAAAAACAAGGCAUAGUGUCAUCUGAUUGAUGUGUUUCUCUGUAUCAAUCUAACAUAUAUGUAUAUGCUCUGCAUAAUACAUGCAAUGUCUGAUAUUUAAAAGAGCAAUACCCAAAUAGAAAUGGAUCCGUUAAUUAAUUUUAACGAAGAAAAUGAACCUCCUAAUGCUAAACAAAUCUCCGACCGCCGCUUCUUAUCAUUCUCCGAUGACGACGAACAAUCCGACAUGCCCAAGUCAUCAUCUUCUACUAUUAUUACUACUUCCGACAACAACAACAUUAUUCCAAAUUUAAACUACUCUCAUAAUAAUUACUAUAACAGCACUGAAUUUAAUACUAGUUCUCCUUCUCCUACUACUGUUUCCACAGCUAAUGACAGCGGCGGAGACGGCGGAGGUUUACCAGAGUUUAUAGGAAAAGGCGGAGGUUCUGGAAUUUUCAGAGUUCCUCUUCGGAAAGCGCUCCACCCAGGCCGGCCUCCGAGCCUCGAGGUACGACCUCACCCCUUGCGAGAAUCCCAAACCGGUUGUUUUCUCAGAACUAUUACUACCAAUCCCUUUCAAUUGUGUUCCGGCAGCGAAGACGGCUCACUUCUCGUCUGGAAAUUCUCUGAUAUCUACCGUGGGAUACACGACACUGCACCCUAUGGCUAUACUCAGUCCGCUGCGGUGGGAUCUGGGGUUCUCUGUCUGCUUGGGGAUGACGCUACCGGAGUGGUUUGGAGCGGGCAUAAGGAUGGGAAGAUUAGGUGUUGGAAGAUGAAUGAUUCAAAUUCCAACUCCAAUUGUUUCAAGGAAGUUCUGUCUUGGAUUGCUCACCGCGGCCCUGUUCUAUCCAUGGUCCUAACUUCUUACGGGGAUUUAUGGUCUGGUUCUGAAGCUGGUGCUCUCAGGAUAUGGCCUUGGGAAGCUAUUCAUAAAUCGUUUUCGCUUACCAAGCAGCAACGCCACAUUGCUUCCUUAUCGCUCGAGAGGUCCUUUAUCGACCCUAAGACGCAACUCUCUCUCGCUGGAUUUUGCAAUGCGCUUAAUUCUGAUAUUCGAUACUUGCUUUCUGAUCAUUCUGGAGCCAAUGUCUGGAGUGUUUCUUAUCUUUCAUUUGCAUUGUGGGAUGCCCAUACACGGGAGUUGCUGAAAAUAUUCAAUAUAGAUGGUCAGAUUGAUAAAAUGGACCCUUUAUCAGGGCAAGAUAUUACCUUUGAAGAUGAUAUUAAGAUGAAAACUGUAGCUGGUUUAAAGAAAGAAAAGAUUCGAAGUUCUUUUGGUUUCUUUCAGCGUUCACGCAAUGCUAUAAUGGGAGCAGCUGGUGCUGUUCGCAGGGUUACUACAAAAGGUAGUUUUGGAGAUGAUUAUAGGAGAACUGAGGCAUUAGUUAUAACAAUGGAUGGAAUGAUCUGGACAGGUUGUGCAAAUGGAUUACUUGUACAGUGGGAUGGAAAUGGCAACCGUUUGCAAGAUUUCCAUUAUCAUUCUUAUGCUGUUCAAAGCUUUUCCACAUUUGGAAUACGGAUAUGGGUAGGGUAUGCAAGUGGAACCAUCCAGGUAUUGGACCUUGAAGGUAACUUACUGGGUGAGUGGCUGGCUCACAGCAGCCCUGUGAUUAAAAUGGCUGUUGGGGCGGGGUAUGUUUUCACCUUGGCUAAUCAUGGUGGUAUACGUGGAUGGAGUGUCAUGUCUCCGGGACCAAUUGACAACAUUUUGCGUUCAGAAUUGGCUGAAAAUAAAUUCUUGUAUACAAAUAUUGAGAACUUGAAGAUACUAGCUGGUACGUGGAAUGUAGCUCAAGGAAAAGCAUCUCGUGAUUCACUUAUAUCCUGGCUAGGCUGUGUAGCUGGAGAUGUUGGCAUUGUUGUUGUUGGCUUGCAAGAAGUUGAAAUGAGUGCUGGUGCUCUAGCAAUGUCUGCAGCCAAAGAAACUGUUGGACUUGAGGGGAGUUCUCUUGGGCAGUGGUGGCUGGAAAUGACAGGCAAAAUUUUGGAUGAAGGUUCAAGCUUUGUACGAGUUGGUUCCCGACAAUUAGCAGGCUUACUUAUUUCUGUAUGGGUCAGAAAUAAUCUUAAAGCUCAUGUUGGGGAUGUUGACGCUGCUGCAGUUCCUUGUGGAUUUGGGCAUGCAAUUGGUAAUAAGGGAGCUGUUGGUUUGAAGAUUAGAGUAUAUAAUCGGACAAUGACCUUCGUUAAUUGUCACUUUGCGGCACAUUCGGAGGCAGUCAAUCGUCGUAAUGCAGACUUUGAUCAUGUGUAUCGAACAAUGACUUUUGGUCGACCUUCUCUUUUCUUCAAUGCUGCACCUGCUGAUUCUUCGUCAGCAGUUCAACUUCUUCGUUCUACAAAUGUUGUGGGUGCCAACUGUGCAGAGGGAAUGCCUGAGUUAUCUGAGGCUGACAUGGUCAUAUUCCUUGGGGACUUUAAUUACCGGCUUGACGGUAUAUCUUAUGAUGAAGCAAGGGACUUUAUUUCUCAAAGAAGCUAUGAGUGGCUUAGAGAAAAGGAUCAGCUUCGCGCGGAAAUGGAAGCUGGGGAUGUCUUCCAAGGCAUGCGGGAAGCAAUUAUUAGAUUUCCCCCCACGUACAAGUUUGACAAACACCAGCCUGGUUUAGCAGGAUAUGAUUCGGGUGAAAAAAAGCGCGUUCCUGCCUGGUGUGACAGAAUACUUUACCGUGAUAGCCGAUCAGCUAGAGUGUCUGAAUGCAGUUUAGACUGUCCCGUUGUCUCUCUCAUAUCGCAGUAUGAUGCUUGCAUGGAUGUCACUGAUAGUGAUCACAAGCCUGUACGUUGUACAUUUAGUGUUGAUAUAGCACGAGUUGAUGAGUCGGUGAGGAGACAAGAGUUUGGCGACAUUAUCAAAUCAAAUGAUGAAAUUAGAUGCAUUCUUGAAGAACAGUGCAAGAUUCCAGAGACUGUUGUGAGCACAAACAAUAUAAUCCUUCAACACCAGGAUACGGCCAUUUUGCGUAUCGCAAAUAAAUGUGAAAAAAGGGAUGCUCUAUUUGAAAUUAUAUGUGAAGAUCAGUUUACCAUUGAUGAAGAUGGACAAGCAUCAGAUCAUCAUGCAAGAGGUUCCUUCGGCUUUCCUCGGUGGCUUAAGGUCACUCCAGCAACUGGUGUAAUAAAACCAGAUAAUACUGCAGAGGUGUCUGUUCAUAUUGAUGAUUUUCCUACCCGGGAAGAGUUUCUCGACGGCCUCUGUCGAAAUUCUUGGUCUGAGGAUUCGAGAGACGAGGAAGCUAUAUUGGUGAUUAAAGUGCAUGGUGCAAACAAUACAGUGGACUGGAAAGACCAUCGCGUCCGUGUGCGCCACAGCGGUUCAGCACGAACAGGUAGGGUGGACCCAAAGUCAAAUAGCCCUGGACAAGUCCAAGGGAAUCUGCUCCCUCGGUCUGAUCAUCAACUACUCAGCAGUUCCUACGACGUAGUUGACCACCUCCGUAAAUUGCAUGGUCCUUGAUUUGCAGUGGUUGUCAGGUUGAAGUAUCUGAUUGAAAAUAUCUGCUGGAUUGAACUGAAAAAAGUCCUCUGGUACAAACUUGUUGAUGUAUAUAAAGUAGCCAUAUUGAUGUAAAUCUAGUGCCUGCAAUUUUGCACCUGAGCAGCUUGUUCUGGGGGAAACUUUGCGAGUGUACAGUGAAAGGAGUUGCACAAAGCAUCAUUCUUUUAUAAGUAGUAUAUUUUUUUAGGAGUUUGUUUAAGAAAUCAUUUGUUUCUCAUUUACUGGUUAUUCCUAUUUUGCUCCUCAAAUUGACCCAUAAAUAAAUCAGAUUCUGGUUUUGUAUUA
Mercurialis annua (annual mercury) is the source of this 3778-nucleotide messenger RNA. Its product is annotated as type II inositol polyphosphate 5-phosphatase 15-like. The coding region runs from base 128 to 3451 and encodes 1107 amino acids. The record is from RefSeq and is a predicted model, not a curated record. The transcript has 11 exons. Gene Ontology annotation, biological process: phosphatidylinositol dephosphorylation. Gene Ontology annotation, molecular function: phosphatase activity; protein binding. NCBI's taxonomy places the organism in Eukaryota, Viridiplantae, Streptophyta, Magnoliopsida, Malpighiales, Euphorbiaceae.